This is a messenger RNA of Necator americanus (New World hookworm), 363 nucleotides long. RefSeq lists its product as uncharacterized. The record is from RefSeq and is a predicted model, not a curated record. NCBI's taxonomy places the organism in Eukaryota, Metazoa, Nematoda, Chromadorea, Rhabditida, Ancylostomatidae. The transcript has 2 exons. The coding region runs from base 1 to 363 and encodes 120 amino acids.
AUGGUAGAACCAGCGAAUGGAAUUGGAACCAUGGCAAGUUUCCCUCGAACUGCAGCUAUGAGUGGAGCUAAAGGCGGUCCUAUCCUUAUCGCAACCGCUACCGCCGCCGCGCACGCAUCCACUUGCGCUACUGCAAUGGGCUCCAGGCCGUUUUGGGUCGACUAUUCUUACCAUAAUCGUCAGGACUACAUCAUGCUCGAAUGCGUCCUCGCUUUGCUGCAGGCUCCUGAUGUUGAAUCCACUCUGUUCGCUUGUUUCGCUCCUGAUCCAUUGCGUUCUUUGGCAGCUGACCUCACCGCUACACCUGACGUUGCGCUUGCGCUGGAGUCAAUUUAUGCGUCACCAUUCUGGACCUCUCGUUGA